CCGUCCGCCACAGGACCCAAUACAAACGGAACGGAGGAUCAUCAUCCGUCGUCAUCAGCAGCAGCACAUCCAGAUCGGCUUCUUCUUCCUCUCCGGCGAUUAUCGCUGGUCUCCGUUCUAGUUCAGCUCACCGCGGAAGAUGGGAGGAGGCAAUGACAACCAUGACGAGAGGGACAAGGGGCUCAUGUCCAACCUGAUGCACGGCGUUGCAGGUGCUGGUGGCCACGGGUACCCGCCGCAGGGGUACCCGCCACAGCAGGGAUACCCUCCCCAGCAAGGAUACCCACCUCAGGGAUACCCCCCGCAGCACGGCUACCCGCCUGCACCUGGUGGUUACCCACCGGCACCUGGCGGUUACCCUCCGCAGCAGCACGGUUACCCCCCGCAGCAGGGCUACCCUCCACAGCAGCAUGGCUACCCUCAGCAAGGUGGCUACCCCCCUGCAGGUUACCCUGGCUCAUCUGGUCAUGGUGGUAGCCAUGGACCUGGCAUGGGCGGCAUGCUCGCUGGAGGCGCAGCAGCUGCUGCUAUGGCUUAUGGAGCACACAAGAUCUCUGGCAGUCACGGUGGGCACAUGGGAGGAGGCAUGAUGGGCCAUGGAGGCUACGGGGUCGGCCACGGCGGCUACGGAGGCCACCACGGCGGCAAGUUCAAGCACGGGAAGCACGGCCAUGGCAAGUUCAAGCACGGCAAGCAUGGCCACGGCGGCAUGUUCGGCGGCGGCAAGUUCAAGAAGUGGAAGUAAUCUGCCAGUAGCUUUUCAUAGCUGAUGGGUCGAUAUAGCUGAACUCUUGUGUUGGCUUCCAGAACUGGUGUGGUUAGGAAUGCCUUUGCGAUGUAUCUAAAUAGGCAUGGUGUGGUCGCUUCCUUCGAGCUUCCAUCCUGUCCUCUACAUAUUAUUACUGUUUGGUACUCCACUUUGCAUCUGAGUGACGAGAUGGUUUGCUAAUAAGUAACUGAACACCGGUUGUUGCUA
Messenger RNA from Lolium rigidum, 976 nucleotides. Its product is annotated as glycine-rich protein A3-like. Bases 140 to 745 code for a protein of 201 amino acids. The record is from RefSeq and is a predicted model, not a curated record. NCBI's taxonomy places the organism in Eukaryota, Viridiplantae, Streptophyta, Magnoliopsida, Poales, Poaceae. The transcript is spliced from 3 exons.